AUUGGAAGCCACCAGCAAGAGACCAACAGCAAGGGUGCGAAGAAAGGGUGGCCCCCUAGCUAGCCUAGCUAGAGAGAGAGAGAGAGAGAGAGUCAUCAUAAUACUCAGAGAGAAGCACGAGCACAGCUGCACUAGCUAGCUAGCUACUGCAAAGAAGCAAGCUCUCGAUCACAAUGGCCGCCAUUCCUUCUCUGCUGCGUCGACUCGCCAUUGUCGUCGCCACCACCGCCAUGGUUAUCCUCCUUCCCUCCCCGUCCGUCGCCGGCGACCCCGACCUGCUCCAGGACAUCUGCGUCGCGGACCUCACGUCCACCGUGAAGGUGAACGGGUACGCCUGCAAGGCGGCGGCGGCGGUGACGGCGGACGACUUCUACUUCAGCGGCCUAGGCGGCGCGGGCAACACGAGCGCCAGCGCCUACGGCUCCGCGGUGACGGGCGCGAACGUGGAGAAGGUGCCGGGGCUGAACACGCUGGGCGUGUCCAUGUCGCGCAUCGACUACGCGCCGGGCGGGGGCCUGAACCCGCCGCACACGCACCCGCGCGCCACCGAGAUGGUGUUCGUGCUGCAGGGCACCCUGGACGUGGGCUUCGUCACCGCCGCCAACAACCGCCUGGUGGCCCGCACCCUGGCGCCCGGCGACGUGUUCGUCUUCCCCCGCGGCCUCGUCCACUUCCAGCGCAACGCCGGCGACGGCCCCGCCGCCGUCUUGUCCGCGUUCAACAGCCAGCUUCCCGGCACGCAGUCCCUCGCCGCCGCGCUGUUCGCGGCGUCGCCCGAGCUGCCCGACGCCGUGCUCGCCAAGGCGUUCCAGGUCGGCACCAAGGAGGUGGACAAGAUCAAGGCUAGGCUCGCGCCCAAAAAGGCCUGAAGAUCGUACUGUUGACGCGGUCAUCCUUGAAUUUUUUUUCUACCCUAUUAUGAUUUAUGACUUGGUUGCUUCCCUGCUGUACCUCCACUAAUAAGCAACUGUAUCAGCUAGUCUGCUGCAUGCCUUUUAUCUG
Messenger RNA from Zea mays, 1002 nucleotides. RefSeq names its product rhicadhesin receptor. Bases 174 to 869 code for a protein of 231 amino acids. The record is from RefSeq and is marked validated. The transcript has 2 exons. NCBI's taxonomy places the organism in Eukaryota, Viridiplantae, Streptophyta, Magnoliopsida, Poales, Poaceae. Gene Ontology annotation, molecular function: manganese ion binding.